Messenger RNA from Clarias gariepinus (North African catfish), 2283 nucleotides. RefSeq names its product ubiquitin specific peptidase 3 (gene usp3). The coding region runs from base 361 to 1932 and encodes 523 amino acids. NCBI's taxonomy places the organism in Eukaryota, Metazoa, Chordata, Actinopteri, Siluriformes, Clariidae. The transcript has 15 exons. Gene Ontology annotation, cellular component: cytoplasm. Gene Ontology annotation, molecular function: cysteine-type deubiquitinase activity; zinc ion binding. Gene Ontology annotation, biological process: protein deubiquitination. The record is from RefSeq and is a predicted model, not a curated record.
UUAUGGUGUUGGCCGUGACAAAAGAACCAGGAAGUGCGGCAAAACAAGCUAGCUUCAUUAAUUCAGCUAGCUUCAUUGUUAUUUAAAAAAAACGCACAACUGUUUUAGCGUAGUGUGGUGUGUUUAGUGUAUUUAGCAGCUAUUGAGCCGAGCUUGUGUUAGGACCUUCAUUCUGAGAGCUAACGCGCUUUCCAGGGCAGUCAUCCCCAGCGCCUGCUAACGGCGUUUUCUCUACUCUGUUCAUUGCAUUGUCUGUCUUGGAUCCACAACUUAGCCUGAACUUAAUUUGAGGAGUCAAAAAUCAGGCGGGAAAAUUUUUAGUUGUGCUUUCUUUUGGUCUCCUAGCUAGCUCUUCUUGUCAUGGAGUGUCCUCAUCUCAGCUCCACGGUGUGUGUGGCGGUGGAUUCCUCCCGCUUUCCGCACGGAUCUCCUUCCUCAUGGUGCUGCAGUGUUUGCCGGUCAAAUAAAAGCCCUUGGGUUUGCCUCACUUGUUUAAAUGUGCAUUGUGGAAGGUAUGUUAAUGGCCAUGCUAAGAAACAUUUUGAGGAAAUCCCGUGUUCCCCAACUGGACAGAAGAAAACAGAGAAGUUUCAGCAACAUUCUGUGUGCAUGGACUGCAGCAGCUACAGCACAUUUUGUUACCGAUGUGAUGAUUUUGUGGUGAACGACACCAAACUGGGCCAGGUGCAGAGGGUAAGGGAGCAUCUUCAGAGUUUGGAAAACUCUCUGAUCAAUUCUGACAGACAGAGGAAAAGAAAACUCUCAGGGAGUUCCUCUCCUGACCUCAGGAUGUCAGCAGAAAGUGAAGGCCCUCCAGCUCGGAGUGCCACUGGCCUCCGCAACCUGGGCAACACAUGCUUCAUGAACGCCAUCCUCCAGUCUCUUGGGAACAUUCCUGAUUUUAGUUGUUAUUUUAAAGACUUGCCGGCAGUGGCACUGCGGAGCGGAAAAACUGCGGGAAGGAGAAUGUACCACACCCGAAGCCAGGGGGACAGCAGUGUGUCCCUGGUUGAAGAGCUCAGGAAAACCCUUUGUUCCCUUUGGCAGGGAAGUCAGACUGCCUUUAGUCCAGAUGCUCUGUUCUAUGUCAUCUGGAAAAUAAUGCCAAGUUUCAGGGGCUAUCAGCAGCAGGAUGCCCACGAGUUCUUGCGGUACCUACUGGAUCACCUUCACAGAGAGCUGCAGGGCAGUAAGAAUGGUUUGCCAGGGACUAGCCUGCUUCCGGAUGGCCCAAAUCUUAACUCAGGAAGCAAAUGCAGCAUUAAUGGGGCUCCCACUAUGGUCACUGCUGUGUUUGGUGGUGUCCUGCACAACGAAGUAAACUGCUUGAUAUGUGGCACAGAGUCAAAGAAAUUUGAUCCAUUUUUAGACCUUUCCUUGGACAUUCCCAGCCAGUUCAGAGUGAAAAGGACAAAGGACCAGGAACCAGGGCCAAUCUGCACUUUGCGUGACUGCCUUUCUAGUUUCACUGACCUGGAGGAACUCGAUGAAACAGAGCUCUACAUGUGCCCUAAGUGUAAAAAACGACAAAAGUCCACCAAGAAAUUCUGGAUCCAGAAGCUGCCUAAGGUCCUAUGUUUACAUCUAAAAAGAUUCCACUGGACAGCUUUUUUAAGGAAUAAAGUUGAUACCUAUGUGGAGUUCCCACUGCGAGGCCUAGACCUGAAGUGCUAUUUACUAGAGUCUGAGAACAGUCUCCCUGAGAGUUGCCUGUAUGACCUUGCAGCAGUAGUGGUGCAUCAUGGAUCUGGGGUGGGAUCAGGUCAUUACACAGCAUAUGGUCUUCAUGAGGGCUGUUGGUAUCACUUUAAUGACAGCACUGUGACUGUAGUCAGUGAGGAAACAGUUGCCAAAACCAAGGCUUAUAUUCUUUUCUACUCGGAGCGGACAGAGCAGGAGGGCACAGGCUCUGUGACCAAGCCGAAGCUUUAACCGGCCUUACUGUACCAUGAAGCCUUUACGAUAGUCCACCUUUACUACACACAGUUUCACGCUCAGCUUGAGUUAUAAUUUCACCCAUAGCAACACCAUCACACCUCAGUAAAAAUAAUGCUGCUGUGUUCAUUAUAUUAAGAAAACAUUCCUAAUGUUGCUUUUUAUCGUUUUUGUCCAAAGACCAUCUUGUGUACCAGUGGACAGAGUUGCAGAAACUGGAUCAGAUGAAAUGGCAGAAAGUGUUGUAAUUUGUUUAAUAAUAUGUAUAUCAGCUAUUGCCCACCUCUUCUUAUUUUAACAUUAGAUGACUUCAGUUUCAUAUAAAGGUUUUUAUGUAAAUGAAGUAAA